CGCUGCCCCGCCCCGGCCCUGUCCCCGCCACCCAUUCCCGCGUGAAAGCGAAAGUCUCCGGGCCCGCGGAGGUCACGGCCGGGGGGCGGGGCGGCGCGGACCCGGGAGCGGGCGCCGGGCACUCGCGGGGCCAUGGAUGGGUUCGGGCGCCGCCUGCGAGCCAGCCUGAGACUGAAGCGCGGCCACGGGGGAACCCCCCAGGACAAUGCAGGAGAGGCUACCAAGGAAACAGAAAGGACCCAGGACCAUUCUCUAUCCAGCUUUGCUGGGGGACAGCACUUCUUUGAAUACCUUCUAGUGGUUUCUCUGAAAAAAAAGCAUUCAGGGGAUGACUAUGAGCCCACCAUUACCUACCAGUUUCCUAAGCGAGAGAACUUGCUUCGGGGUCAGCAGGAGGAGGAAGAGCGACUGCUCAAAGCCAUACCUUUGUUCUGUUUCCCAGAUGGGAAUGAGUGGGCACCACUCACCGAGUAUCCCAGGGAGACCUUCUCCUUUGUCCUGACCAACGUGGAUGGGAGCAGGAAGAUUGGCUACUGCAGGCGCCUCUUGCCCACAGGCCCUGGUCCUCGCCUUCCCAAAGUGUACUGCAUCAUCAGCUGCAUCGGCUCCUUCGGCUUGUUUGCCAAGAUCCUGGAUGAAGUGGAGAAGAGGCAUCAGAUCUCUAUGGCCGUCAUCUACCCGUUCAUGCAGGGCCUCCGAGAGGCUGCCUUCCCUGCGCCUGGAAAGACUGUUACCCUCAAGAGCUUUAUCCCUGACUCAGGCACAGAGGUAGGGGGAGUCAAGGGAGGAGGCUUGGGAACCCCUCUGACUCUCAUCCUCUGUGCUCUGUGCUCCAGCACUCUGUCUCAGUGCAUCCACGCUGCUGCUGCGCUGCUCUACCCCUUCAGCUGGGCACACACCUACAUCCCUGUCGUCCCAGAGAGUCUUCUGGCCACUGUCUGCUGCCCUACCCCCUUCAUGGUUGGAGUACAAAUGCGCUUCCGGCAGGAGGUGAUGGACAGCCCCAUGGAAGAGGUGCUGCUGGUGGAUCUUUGUGAAGGAGUCUUCUUAUUGUCGGUUGGUGAUGAAAAAGACAUCUUACCGCCGAAGCUUCAGGAUGACAUCUUAGCCUCUCUUGGCCAGGGGAUCAAUGAGUUAAAGACUUCAGAACAAAUCAACGAACAUGUUUCAGGCCCUUUUGUGCAGUUUUUUGUCAAAACUGUUGGUCACUAUGCUUCCUAUAUCAAGCGGGAGACCAAUGGGCAAGGCCACUUCCAAGAACGGGCCUUCUAUAAGGCUCUGAAUUCCAAGACAAACCGGCGAUUUGUGAAGAAGUUUGUGAAGACUCAGCUCUUCUCUCUUUUCAUUCAGGAAGCUGAGAAGAGCAGGCAUCCUCCUGCAGGUUAUUUCCAACAAAAAAUACUUGAAUAUGAAGAACGAAAGAAACAGAAGAAACCCAGGGAAAAGACUGUGAAGUAACAGCUAUGGGGAGGAAGACAAACUAGACCUGCAGGCUUGUUCGGCACUUUGGCACUGCCAGUGUGGUAGGAUGGUGGAGCUCUCAGCCCCAGAACCCACAGCCUCCUUCCGAGUCCUGGUGACCAGUUCUUGCUGGAACCUGGUGUGUAUUUUGGGAUCUCUGUUGACAGCUUUGGAAGGACUUUGAAGGCCUGACCUCAAGUUCACAGAACUGGACUAAAGCUGCUUUAUUUUUCAUUUUUGAAGAGGUGACAGUGAGAAACCGUAGUGCAGGUGUUGUAGGUGCUUGGUUAGAAGCUGCUACAACUGCCAUCUCCUAGGAACCACUAUUAAGAAAUUCUCAACAGAAAGAGCUGUUGGGAGCCCAAAAGCUUCAAAAGCCUAUAGACAUUCAAGAUGAUAAUAAAGAUGAAAAUUUUAUUGUUUA
Dipodomys ordii (Ord's kangaroo rat) is the source of this 1885-nucleotide messenger RNA. RefSeq names its product DENN/MADD domain containing 2D (gene Dennd2d). Gene Ontology annotation, cellular component: cytosol; nucleoplasm. The coding region runs from base 133 to 1458 and encodes 441 amino acids. The transcript has 11 exons. The record is from RefSeq and is a predicted model, not a curated record. Lineage: Eukaryota; Metazoa; Chordata; Mammalia; Rodentia; Heteromyidae.